Saccostrea echinata is the source of this 2224-nucleotide messenger RNA. RefSeq lists its product as uncharacterized. Lineage: Eukaryota; Metazoa; Mollusca; Bivalvia; Ostreida; Ostreidae. The record is from RefSeq and is a predicted model, not a curated record. The transcript is spliced from 4 exons. Bases 185 to 1996 code for a protein of 603 amino acids. Gene Ontology annotation, cellular component: nucleus; cytoplasm.
AAGAGAAGAAGAAAAAUUAAAGAAAACAAAACUGUGUGAUAUCCGUCUUUAGAAGUUUAACCCUUGUAGAUACAAGUAAAUUUCUUUUUGAACCGUGUUAAAAUAACAGUAUUGUGCUAUCAGUUGUCAUGGUUGUAAAGUAGACGGCUUAAAUUAUAACAACAGAAGCGGCCAAUCCUUUAAGAUGGCCGACAAUAAUAUUGAAAACUUUGAAGAGGAUCAAAGUUGUAUGCGAAAUGAGUGGAGAAGAGUUUUAAGCUUUGCUACUUUUCCUGGUUACAAUUCUGUGAGUACCAUUCGCCUUGCCCGGUCGGGAUUUUACUACACAGGUACAGAGUGUCUCUGUCGUUGUAUUUUUUGUGGCUCUGAACAAAGUAACUGGACGCAAGAAUACUUUCCAUCUCAUUGUGAAGAAAUCUCCAGAAGAGAAUCGAAUGAACCAAUAAAUCAGGAACUCGAAGGACAUUUUUCUAGUGAUAAUGGUUUAUUUACACAAUUUAGUCAAACUCCUACCUCCGAUGACAGAAAUUGCUUUUUUUCAGCAAGUACUCAUUCGUUUGAUCGUCUCUGGGAAGGAUUAGGUGUUAAUUAUUGUGAACUACAUGUACCUCCAGAAAAUAGUUCUCAUCAAAACAAUCCCGAACUUUUCCAGUGGCUCAGAAUACAAAUAUCAGACUGUCUAAAUCUUAAUUCCACUCCUCAGCCUCAUUUCAGAGAUAGCACUACUCCAACGAGCAAUUCUAGUAUUUUCCAGCAUUUACGAAUUUGUGAAGAGACAAACUCCAGAUUUUUAUCAUCAGAAAAUAACAAUGUUACCUCAAACCAAUCCACACGGGAAAUGAUUGGUGGUGACAUUUUCAUAAAUGAAAGCACUGACAUAUCUCCUCUAAGGGAAGACAAUAACCAGAUAUCUCGGGAAACAAGCCGGGUUCUGCAUCCAUCAAUAAAGCAACAGAAAGCAAAUAACUCUGAGAAAGAAAAGCUACCAAUACAAAACUCGAGAAAUAAGCCUGAACAGAAGGAGAAUAAAUAUCAGAACGAAUUGAAAAAUAGUGCACCUGAGGCUAAACAUUAUUCCAAUAUUUCUACAUCUACACAAGAGUCAAAUCUUAGAGAGACGGAAUCUGAAGAUUAUGCAAAUAACACUUGUCAACUUGGGCUACAUCGAAGAAGUCUUAAUUCAGCUGAAUUAAGUGGUUUUGAUGAUGGACAGAGUCUUGAUAUAUCUGAUUCAUUUGGUCCUUCAAACUUAUCUCUUCCUAUGACACAGUCUAAUACUCUGUCAGAUUUUGGAAUACUAAGAAGACCAAACCAAGAUAUUCUAGGACAGAAUUGUGCUCCGAUGAGCAGAUCUGUGAGGAAUACACAAGAAAUACCACAAACAUAUACAGAGAGGAUGGCAACGUUUCACAACUGGCCAAGUCACUUAAGACAAUGCCCAAUGGAUAUGGUGGACGCUGGUUUUUAUUACACAGGACGUAAUGAUUGUGUACGAUGCCCCUAUUGUAAUAUAGGCUUGUACAAAUGGGAGUCAAGUGAUAUACCAUUGGAAGAGCAUGCCAGGCAUUCUCCAGAUUGUAAAUUUAUCCAGCAAUGUCGUCAAAGACAACAAGACCUGGCAUUAGAAAAUCAACCAAGAACAAGAGAAACCAUAACAUUGGAUCAGAUAAAACAUCUUGAUUCUCUUAAAGAAGUGUUAGACCUUUGUUUUAACAUUGACGACAUUCUACGUGCAUAUAACACUUUAUCGCACACACUUGACAUUCGAGAGCUUACAUCCACAGAUAUACUCUGCUUCUUUUUUGACAAUGAUCAGGAUGAGGAAGAAUCUUUUAGUGGAGACAGUUGUGUAUGCUGCAUGUGUUGUGAUCGUGUAGUUUGUGUGAUGUUCCUGCCGUGUCGCCAUGGUUGUUGUGUAGAAUGUGAACAAGAAACAGAGCAGUGUCCUUACUGCUAUCAUUACAUUAAAGCAGUACAUCGUGUGUAUGUGGGAUAGAGAAGGGACUAUAUCGAUAAAACUAAAAUAUAAUAAAAAUAUUUAAUUGUAGAAAAAAAUAAUUCCAUAUCUAACUUAAUGAUUUUAAUGUUUUCAAAAGUUUUAUUUUAUGUAAAAAUCAAUACAAGUAAUGAAGUCAGUUAAUCUGUUUUUUGUCAACAUUGAUAAAAGAAAUUAAAAACAUAAAAAUUCCAUGUAAUUUUUUUUCAAUUAUUAGUGAAAAUUUCG